GUAAGCAUCGCAGUCUCAUUCUGUCAGUGGUGUGUCAUGACUGUAUUUGAUUUUGUUCUUCAUGAGGUGAAAUUAAUUUUUUUACACUGUCUGCUUUGGUGCAAACAAGAUGGAACAAAACAUUGCUGAUUUUUUGAACAACACAUUCCCAGAGACAGACUUUGAGCAUGUACACUUUGAUGAUGACAUUGAAACAGAACACAGUGACGAUACACCUCAAAGACAGCCAGCCAUGGAGGACAACCACAAUUACAGAGAUGCCAGCAAAUCUGCUCUAGAUUUUGCACAGAUUCAGAGCUUAACAAAUGCUGAUAAGGAAGAGGAAAUGAAGAACUGUUAUGAAAACAGUGAGGACUGCUCAUUAGAUGAACAAACCAUGAAGACAGGAUCUACGGUAUGUGAAUCAUGGGAUGAUAACAAUUCAGUUGAAAAUAAAAUGAAAGCUCAAGACCAGCAAUUGAACGUACAUGAUGAGGAAUGCAAAGAGAGCGAAUUUGAGAUACGUGCAGAAACAUCAGACCUCCAUCAAAUGGAAAAAGAUCAGGCAGAAUAUGUCAGUUUGCUCCAAUUGGUUCCUCCAAAAGAAAUUCACAAUAAUCUGGGUGCAGAAUAUCACAUGGUAAUGGAGGAAGCAACAUCACAUCUACUGUCCUGCCAGAUGCUAGAUAAACUUGAAAACAUAAUGGAUCCCGAACAUGUUUUUCAGUAUGCAUCGGAUGACAAUAAUUUUAGUGGCACUGAGUCAGAAUUGCACGAUUGCCCAAUAGUCUCAACAGAGGAUGAAUCUGGAGAUGAGAUGAAAGAAUUUACAGAAGAUGAUCAUGAGAGAGUAGAGGAAGGUUUAGCAGAUUAUCCCUCUGAUCUUUCUCAAAGUGAAAAUGAGGGUAGCAGUGAAAGUCAUGAGGGUAGGAUACCAAAAGACAUGAGCAGCAAGCUGAGUGAGACAGAGGUGGUACACUGUUUCCAUGAGAUUGAGAACAUAGCCACAACUUCAACUUAUAUGGCCACUUUCAAGAAUGAAGAGCUGGACGUUGAGGCAAUAUCUGGCAAAUAUGAUGCAGAGCAUGAUUGUGAGCAUGUCUGUGUAAAUGACCAAUUCCUGAAUGACAGUUUAGAAACAGAAAAAGAUAGCAGGAGGGUUUCAGACUUUGGAGAGAUCUCUAAUUUUGGAAACCCUGAGAAUUUUCAAUCCAUUGCCCAAAUGGGCAUAUCCGGUGAAGGGUACAUAAAUGAGCAGCCUGACUAUGACAGUGAUAUCAGCAGUGAUGGUGACUACAACAAAUGCCAAGAGGAAAAGUGGGAUCCCAUUUCUCGUACAUGCGAAGAGGUAAAGAAUAUAGCUCUCCCCGAACAAGAGCACACCUUCACAAAGGACAUUACUAGAGACUGGAAUAGCAUUGAGAGCAACAAAGUGGAUAUUGAGAGCAACAAAGUGGAUAUUGAGGACACGGUUUAUCAAAAUCCAGGGAUAUGUGAUGUAAUAGGUUUGUCAGGCAUUCCAACAUCUCCUGGAGCUGAAAUGGAAGACUCAAGUAUGGAAGCUUGUUCUGUAUAUGGGAUAAACUCUUGCGAAAUUCCAAACAGUAGUAAAAGUGAAUUGAAACCUUCAGAGUCCAGUUCUGUCAAACUGGAACAAAACGACAACAGUGAACCAUUAGAAGUUUUAGAUGUUGGAGAAAAUAUCAACACUUUUCUACCUGAGACGUUUUUGUCCUUGAUGGCUGAGGACAAUCUGAAGCUUGAUGAAUAUGACUGGGACAUUAAUGGAGAAGAGGUGAUCUGUGAUGAAGAAGACGAUUUCUUGGAUGAGCUAGAGAAUUAUGAGGAGGAAACUGAGAGGGACUGGGAAAAGGAACGAGCAAGAAUUGAAGCAUUUAACAGAUACUACAAGUCUGUUGAAGGCGAGGUAAACGAGGGUAGGAGCCACAAAGUUAAGUUUUGUCUGGAUCCAGAAUCUUGUCAAUAUGAGGAGGACAGUGAUAGCAGUGAAGAGGAAGUGAGUUGCAUAAGUGAGUUGCAUUCUUCACAGUCCAGUUCAGUCAGACCAGACCAAAGCAACAAAGAACACAACCAUGAACCUUUAGAAGUUUCAGACACUGGAGAAAAUAUCAGCAACCUAGAACCUGAGACACUUUGGCCCUCAACAUUACUGAUGGAUGAGGACAACCUGAAGCUUAAUGAAUAUGACCAUGACAUUAAUGGAGAUGACCUCGAUACAAUUAACUCAACUAAAGUGAUCUGUAACGAAAAGCUCAUGGAGGAGCUGGAGAAUGUUGGUCAGAAAACAGAGAUGGACUGGGAGCAGGAACAGGCCAGAAUUGAAGCAUUUAAUAGAUACUAUGAGGAGUCUGUUGGAAGGGAACCAAAUUAUACAACAGACAGGGGACACAGAGUUACAUUAAACUUGGAUCAAGAAUCUUCUCAAUAUCAGGAGAAUAAUGAUGAUAGCAGUGAACAGGAAUCAAACACAGAAGAUGAAAUAACAUCCAAUAUUCCAAAGACUGAGGACCAAAGUGAAUCUGAUGAACCACAAGAGAGACGCUCAUACAAAGGAAGGCUUAAGAUCAUGCCAAAGGGAUUACAAAAGCCAGGCCAGAAGCUGAAGAAACAAGCUAAGAGCAAUAGGCUGGCAUGGACUCUCCACAAGUUAGAGCAAAACCGGAUGAUCCACGUUAUCCAACAUGAUUUGAGAAUGUUUCAAAGAGCAUCUUUUAAUGGAAGCUAGAAAAUCUGACCUUACAUAUAAAGGGGUUAACAUGGUCGAUGCCACAAAUUUGCUUACUUGAUUAGUGGCUAUCGAAUAGUGCAGAGUAUAAAAUAUUUCUGAUUCAUUUUGUUUUUUUGUAUUUAAAAUGUUUAUUUUCAUCCCAAAUACUGCUAUUACUCAAGUACAAUGUACUGUGCAAUGAGCUGCAUUUGAAUCUGCAUCAUGCAAUAGCCUUUAAGUGAUUUUUAACCAGGCCAGACAAUCAAAACAAACAUUUUAAACUUAAACCAAACUCUGCCUUGAUCUCUCUAUAGUAUCUUGUCCUGCUGAAAUCAGUGUUAGCAGUAAGUCUGGCGACAGUGGUGGGAGUUCUUUCUUACUGGUGGGCCACAGACAGCCUGGACUGGAUCUACUGAAUUUACAUUAAUCUUGGCUGUUUAACAUUACUCAAAACAUAAAAAUAAAAGUCAAGGCCUCUCUGUGUAUGGUAAAGAAACCUUUGCAAAAGAUCAAGCUAUGUUAUUAAAUCAGACAAGACAGUAGACUGAGAUAGAACCAACUUUAUUUCUUUACAGGAUGCAACCUAAUAUUGUAAUGUUUGCUUUUAAAUGCUUUUAAAAAGUCUUAUAACAUUGUCAUUCCUUAUUACCUAUGACUAUGUAAGUAGAUAAAUAGGUUUUACUUAUACUUUUAACUGUAACCUUUUGCUUGGAAAAGUAAUACAUUUGUGAAUGUGUGUGGUAUCUUCCCUUUACAGGACACCUACAUUGCUUGCAAAUUAAAACUGUCCUUAAUAAAUAAAACAUGACAAAAAUCAAAAAGCAU
This is a messenger RNA of Myxocyprinus asiaticus (Chinese sucker), 3532 nucleotides long. RefSeq lists its product as uncharacterized. The transcript has 8 exons. The coding region runs from base 110 to 2725 and encodes 871 amino acids. NCBI's taxonomy places the organism in Eukaryota, Metazoa, Chordata, Actinopteri, Cypriniformes, Catostomidae. The record is from RefSeq and is a predicted model, not a curated record.